GUCCUCGACGACCAAAACCCAAUAAAAUCGAACCAUCCCAUCUGCGGCAACCCACUCCAAACUCUUCAAUGGAUUCUCGAUCCCUUCUCAUCCUCCUCCUCGCCGCCACCAUCCUCACUCCCUCCGCAUCCCAAUCCAGCAAGAACAUAACCCUAACCUCCUUCCUCACCACCACCACCGCCGGCGACAGAAACCUCUCCUGGCUAUCCCCUUCCGGCGAUUUCGCCUUCGGUUUCCUCCCCCUCCCCACCAACUCCUCCCUCUUCCUCCUCGCCAUCUGGUUCUCCAAUCUCCCCUCCACCACCCCCACCACCAUCAUCUGGACCCCAAAUCGAGACAAACCCCUUUCUCCCAACUCAUCCGUCAUCCUCACCUCCGACGGUCGGCUCUCGCUCCGAGAUCCCGCCGGAACCGAAGUCUGGAGCCCCGGAGCUCCGGCCGCCGCUUACGCCGCCAUGCUUGAUACGGGCGAUUUUGUUCUCGCGGGCUCAGAUAGCUCUGUUUUGUGGGAGAGCUUUUCGGAUCCGACGGACACGAUUGUGCCCACGCAAACCCUAAAACCCGAUUCGAAGCUGGUGGCGAAGGUGAACAAUGGUGAUUUCAGCGAGGGGCGGUUCAAGUUGGAGAUGCAGCCGGACGGCAAUCUCGUCUUCUACCAGAUCGCCGUUCCCACCGGACAUCAGUACAGUUCAUAUUGGGCAACUAAUCUCCCCAUCGCCAACUCCAGCUCUGGCCGCAGGCUCGUCUUCAACCUUUCCGGGACAAUCGACCUGAUAUCCCCUGCGGGAACCGUUCAAACAACUCUAACCUCUGCAACAACGAAAUCCACCUCCGAUUUCUACCAUCGAGCAACCCUCGACUACGACGGCGUCUUCCGCCACUAUGUUCACCCAAAGCCCUCCGCUUUCUCAGGCGGCUCCCCCGAGUGGCUGAUCAUGGAUUUCAAGCCCCCCGACAUCUGCCAGUCUCUCCUCACUUCCCCCGGAAGCGGAAACUGCGGCUACGACACCACCCAGAUGGUCUCCUGCCACUGCCCUCCGGGCUAUUCAUGGCGAGAUGCCAACAGGACCUAUUUGGGUUGCAGGCCCAACUUCACCAUGCCCAGCUGCAUCUCCGGUGUGCCGAGCGAGGGGUUUCAGAUGGAGAGAGUCGAAAAACUCGACUUUUGGGGACAGGAUUAUGAUCAGUUUAGCCCAAUGGAUGAGGCCGAGUGCAUGCAGCAGUGUUUGGAUGAUUGCUUCUGCGCGGCUUCGAUUCACGAUGGCCAGAGCAAUUGCUGGAAAAAGAAGCUGCCUUUCUCUAACGGGAGGAAGGGAAGCUAUGUUAACAGAACGGCUUUUAUUAAACUGGGGAACGAUGGCGAUCUUCCAAGCUUUUAUGUUGCCAAGACGAGAACUUUGAGCAUUCUAGCUUAUCUAGCUAUCGCCGGCUCCGUUGCACUGAAUUUCAUUAUUUUAACUCUAACUGUUAUGUUUCUUCGCGCAAGCAGAAGGAAACAGGGGAAGAAGCUUAAAGACAGCAUCUUGGGGCCGAAUGUUAAGGCAUUCACAUACGGAGAGCUUGAAGAAGCCACCCAUGGCUUCAAUGAAGAGCUUGGAAGAGGAGCAUGUGGCACGGUUUAUAAAGGAUAUAUUGGUGCGGAACUCACCGGAACCAUAGCAGUCAAGAAGCUACGGGAUUUACAGCCGGAGAUUGAUAAGGAAUUUGGCAACGAGGUGAAGUCUAUCGGACAAACUUAUCAUAAGAACCUGGUGCGUCUGCUUGGCUACUGCAACGAAGACACGAAGAGGCUUCUGGUCUACGAGUACAUGAGCAACGGUUCUCUCGCGAGCUACCUCUUUAGUGGAAUCAAGCCGCCAUGGAAACAAAGAGUGGAAAUCAUGAUUGGGAUUGCGAGGGGGCUUCGGUAUGUUCAUGAGGAAUGUGGCUCCCAAAUCAUUCACUGCGACAUAAAGCCGCAGAACGUUCUCCUGGACGACAACUUCGUUCCGAGGAUUUCGGAUUUUGGGCUGGCAAAGCUUCUGAAAACAGAUCAGACGAGGACGAACACGGGGAUAAGAGGAACGAAGGGGUAUGUUGCGCCUGAAUGGUUCAGGAACUCCGGCAUAAGUGCAAAGGUGGAUGUUUACAGUUUUGGGGUGAUGAUUUUGGAGAUUUUGUUCUGUAGGAGGAAUGUGGAGAAGGAGAUGGAGGAGGAGAAGGCUUUGCUUACUUUUUGGGUGAGUGAUUGCUAUAAUGAUGGGAGGAUUGAUGCUCUUGUUGAGGGAGAUGAGGAGGCCAUUGGGGAUAUGGGGAGGGUGGAGAGGUUUGUAAUGGUGGCGUUGUGGUGUGUACAAGAAGAGCCGGCUUUGAGGCCAACAAUGGGGCAGGUUACGCAGAUGUUGGAGGGGGUGGUGGGGAUUAUUCCGGCGCCGCCGUCUCCUUGAGGAGUAUGAUCAUGAUGAUCAGUGGAGGUGAUGGAUUUUCUUUUAAUAAUCGUUUCAGAUCAUUUGAUGUAGAUUAAUUGAAAUCAUAGCGUUGUAAAGGUGACAUUUUUUUAUUUUAGAUUCUGACUACUGUUCUAGGCUUGUAAUGGGAGCUUAUAUGUUGAUUUGAUUCUUUCAUUCAAGUAUGAGAAAUGCAAAACAUGUCAGAGAAAACAAAAGCCAAUUACUUUUAAUCCAACUGUGCGGAUUCCUUGAUCUCUGCCAUAAUUAGUAUCUUUCGAACAUUCAGUCACACGAAGUAAGGGUG
Phalaenopsis equestris is the source of this 2733-nucleotide messenger RNA. RefSeq names its product G-type lectin S-receptor-like serine/threonine-protein kinase LECRK3. Gene Ontology annotation, biological process: protein phosphorylation. Gene Ontology annotation, molecular function: ATP binding; protein serine/threonine kinase activity. Lineage: Eukaryota; Viridiplantae; Streptophyta; Magnoliopsida; Asparagales; Orchidaceae. The coding region runs from base 69 to 2426 and encodes 785 amino acids. The record is from RefSeq and is a predicted model, not a curated record. The transcript is spliced from 3 exons.